This is a messenger RNA of Trichoplusia ni (cabbage looper), 1157 nucleotides long. Its product is annotated as RNA pseudouridylate synthase domain-containing protein 1-like. Lineage: Eukaryota; Metazoa; Arthropoda; Insecta; Lepidoptera; Noctuidae. Bases 306 to 1136 code for a protein of 276 amino acids. The transcript has 5 exons. The record is from RefSeq and is a predicted model, not a curated record. Gene Ontology annotation, molecular function: RNA binding; pseudouridine synthase activity. Gene Ontology annotation, biological process: pseudouridine synthesis.
AUUUUUUGUUGGUUCCGUGAGCAUCUACAAUCCUGGAAUGAGAUAAAUUUAAUAAAAUUUUUCGGUAUUCGUUGGACAAAAUGCCACUGGAGGAAAUGUUUGAUUGCUACGUAGAUAGGGCUAUUCAAACUGUCUUUAAAUCUCUCCUGUCGGUAUUUUGUCCCAGAGUAUCGAAUUUUCCACCAAUUAAAAAGUUAAAUAAAAGGUACUGUCUAGAAAUAAAAAGUCCUUGGAUUUUACAACACCACAUUUUACUAGAGAUUUGUAACUGAACGCAUUGUAUUUAAAAAUUCGCGGUACAGUACAUGUCAACAAACAUGGCGGUCGAAAAGCUGUACGAAAGUGAUAAUUAUUUGGUGGUUAAUAAACCAUUUGAUAUGUAUAUUAACUCGGACGAUGAGUAUGAAAAGAACACAGUGACGUACCACAUCGCGUCCCCUGACUCGCACCUCUCGUCCUCUCUAUACCCGCUGCACUUCGUCCAGCGACUAGACUACGCGACUAGUGGCGUCCUCUGCAUAGCCAAGAACAAGUCUUCGGCCGCGAGGGCCGGCCAGCUGUUCGAGAAGAGGCUGACGAAGAAAUAUUAUCUCGCUGUCGUUCGGGAACAUGUGACUUUUGAAGUCGCUGAUAUUGAGUUUGAUGUUGGUGUAGACCAGUCGACGGCGGACUCGAGCCACCGCAUGUCGGCGCUGACGACGAGCGAGGCGUCGGCCAAGUGUCUCCAGUCGCGACACGCACACACGCGCGCCCUCCGCCUCGAGCUCGGAUACUACGAGAACUGUCCUGUCUCCGUUUUGCUGUUGAAACCUAUCACAGGACGUCGACACCAGCUGCGCGUGCACUGCAGCGCGAUAGGGCACACCAUACUCGGCGACUACACUUACAGCGGCUCCAGAGACAGCAUGCCGCAUCGGAUGUUUCUGCACGCUACUAGGCUGGUGUUACCCCUACAGCAGGAGUCCCUGGACAUCCAGACGACGGAGCCGUUCUUCUCGGACCCCAGGUUCAGUGCCAAGUGGAAGCCAGAGAAGUCGUACUAUAAGUACCGGAAGCAGGAAGACUUCAACGCUGUGUGCGAAAUACUAGACAAAUCCUACGUUAUCGGUGUGCAGUAUAAGAUGUUUAAGAUGUAAUCAUAAAAUUUGACAAACUUA